Molecule: messenger RNA, 795 nt
Organism: Phytophthora sojae
Lineage: Eukaryota; Oomycota; Peronosporomycetes; Peronosporales; Peronosporaceae
Exons: 5
Coding region: 1-795 (264 amino acids)
Source: RefSeq, a predicted model, not a curated record
AUGCUGCAGGGCUGCUGGAACUGGUUCCGCAAGAACGUGCUGGGCCAGGACGACAGCAAGAUCCCGGAGAAUAGCCGCGUGAUCCACGUGACGUCGGAGCAGCAGUUCAAGGAGCUCAUUGGCAAGGGCAAGACGACCACGCGCUCCGUGGUGGUGGACUUCACUGCGACGUGGUGCGGCCCGUGCCGCUACAUCAGCCCCGUGUACCACGAGCUGAGCGCCAAGUACCCGUGCACGAUCUUCCUCAAGGUGGACGUGGACGAGCUCAAGUCGGUGUCGCGCGGCUGCGGCGUGACGGCCAUGCCGACGUUCCAGUUCUUCCGCAGCGGCGUCAAGUGCGAUGAGAUGCGCGGUGCAGACAAAAACGGCCUGGAGGCGCGGAUCCAGAAGCACUACGUGGAGACGGAGGAUAGCAACGCCUCUGGUGAAGGCCUUCGCCAGCGUAAGCCGCAGGUGACCACUGUGGACACGGAGGAGCAGUGGGAGAAGCUCAUCCAGCAGAACCAGGAGUCAAACACGGCGCUGGUGGUGGAUUUCUGGGCUACUUGGUGCAAGCCGUGCUUGGAGAUCGCUCCGUUCUUUGAGGAGCUGAGCGGCCGAUUCCCCGCUGCCGUGUUCGCGCGCGUGGAUGUCGACGAACUUGAAAACGUGAAGGAGGCCGAGGUGUCCUCGCUGCCCAAUUUCAAGGUGUUCAAGGGCGGCAAGGCCGUGGACGAGCUGGACGGGGCCAUCCGCGGCCCGCUGGAGGGCAUGGUGGCGCGGCACUACGGCUCGGCGGCGGCCGCGAGCUGCUGA